CUUCAGUUUAGCUCGGGCGCCAGGAAAGCCCCCCUCGCUUGCGCAGGGUGGCUUGAACCUUGCAAGGACAGGGUCGCAGGGGAGGAAGAGAUGAAGCCUGGUCUUUGGCGUCGGCUCUUUCUCUCCUUCUGCUCUCUCUGCUCGGAUUCUCGCUCUCUGAGUUUGAACGGCCCAUGGGUGUGCGCAGGUGUGUUGUGUGGUCAUCGUCUUGGCCUGGUGCUUGCUUUCCCAAAACAUUUGAUCCCCCCCCCGGGCCCCGACCAUGAUGUCUCGCACAUACCCUGUCCUCUGCAAGGUGCCUCUGCCUCUCUCUGGCUCCUACUGCCCUGGUUCGAAAGGAAGGGGUCCGUGAUCGACCUGGAGACGAGGGUCGAGAAAGAUGGGAGGAAAAGAGUUUGGGAAUGGAAUGGGAUGCAGACGGAACGGCAACGGAGUUCCUGGGAAAGGCCCGGGGUCAAGACUCAAGGGGGGAGGGUUGGGGAAUCCCUAACUUGUGAGGGCCAAGGCAUGAAGAAGGCCUCGAGUUCCGAGAACUUCUCAGGCACAAUUGUGCAACAGAAUGGCAUCGGAUGAAGCGGUGACUCGUCCGUUGUUGCUUGCCAAAGACCAAAUGACAGGCUCCAUCACGUCUUGUCCCGCCGAUGUCGUCCCAAGUCUUCCGCCGUGACAGCUCCGGUCGCUCUGAUGUUUUGCGACUGCUUUAAUAUGCUUAUGGCAGCAGUUUCCUCCAUCCUCAUGUGUGUGUGCAUGGGUACCAAUUAUUAGGAGUGAGUGGUCGUUGUUGAUCAGAGUUUCGGAGUGGGUGUCUGUGUCUGCGACGACACUGAUAGAAUUUGCAUUCCCGUUCGUAUUUUGCAUGUCUGCAACUCUGCAUUUUGCCAUGUGUGCUGCCCUGUGACAGAAGAGCCUCCCUGAGACUUGACGACAACUUGGCAUGGCACUUGGAGAAACGACGACCACGUAAUACCCUCCCCAGACCCCAAGAGGCUUGAGGCCUG
This is a messenger RNA of Colletotrichum godetiae, 998 nucleotides long. RefSeq lists its product as uncharacterized. The transcript has a single exon. The record is from RefSeq and is a predicted model, not a curated record. Lineage: Eukaryota; Fungi; Ascomycota; Sordariomycetes; Glomerellales; Glomerellaceae. Bases 91 to 573 code for a protein of 160 amino acids.